AUGGCUGCGUUUGGAUUCUUUCGUUACGUCUAUCUCAAGGCACUAGUAACAUUCAUCCGUUCCCUUGUAUUGCUACGGGACAGGCUAUCACCCCGAAUACCAGAUUCGACCAAAUGGCGCCAAAUCCGCAUCCCAACCCGUGAUCCUGGCCGGUUCAUCGAGGGCCGCGCGUAUGGGCCACAGCCCCAUACAUCCAAUGGAAAGCUCCCAGUUCUCAUCAAUUGGCAUGGCAGUGGUUUCAUGGUCCCCUUACUUGGCACCGACCACGCAUUCUGCUCUCGUGUUGCUCGCGAAACUGGCUUUCUCGUACUGGACGUGGAUUACCGCAAGGCUCCAGAAAGUCCAUAUCCGGGCCCUACCGACGAUGUGGAGGACACUCUAAGGUGGAUGGCGAGCGAGGACCAAAAGGAGUUGCUGGGCGCUGACCCCAAUCAAGUGGCCGUCUCCGGCUUCAGCGCGGGCGGCAAUCUUGCGCUCGUAGCUGCAUCGUCGGUGCGGCAUGAGGUCCAGGGGAUCAAUGUGCCUCUCGUCCUUGCGUUCUAUCCCGUGACUGAUAUUUCCAUCAACCCAGAUGAGAAGACGGUACCGAACCCGAUCACGCCCAUCCCGAAUUGGCUUGCCGGGCUUUUCAACGAUUGCUAUGCGCCAGACAAGACCGCCAGAACCAACCCGCGUGUCUCGCCAGGUCUGGCCGAUCCGUCUUCUUAUCCGGAUACUGUGCUCAUCAUAACUUGUGAGGGCGACAGCCUAUCCCCAGAAGGAAAUGAGUUAGCUGCUAGAAUCGAUGCUGCCGAUGACGGGAGAAGAACAGUCAUUCAUCGGUGUCUUCCAGGAGUUCCCCAUGGGUGGGAUAAAGCAUGCAAGGAGGGCACAAAUGGUUGGGCGCAGAGAGAAGUUGCGUAUUCUUUGGCAGUGGAAACUAUCAAGGAGACAUUGAGGACUCGAGGUUAA
This is a messenger RNA of Clonostachys rhizophaga, 951 nucleotides long. The record is from the annotation of a GenBank genome assembly. NCBI's taxonomy places the organism in Eukaryota, Fungi, Ascomycota, Sordariomycetes, Hypocreales, Bionectriaceae.